Molecule: messenger RNA, 2272 nt
Organism: Lotus japonicus
Lineage: Eukaryota; Viridiplantae; Streptophyta; Magnoliopsida; Fabales; Fabaceae
Product: U-box domain-containing protein 1-like
Exons: 1
Coding region: 42-2078 (678 amino acids)
Biological process (GO): protein ubiquitination
Cellular component (GO): nucleus; cytoplasm
Molecular function (GO): protein binding; ubiquitin-protein transferase activity
Source: RefSeq, a predicted model, not a curated record
CAAAAACUUGCUCAUAAUGUGAGAAGUGAGAACAGCCCACUAUGAUGAUCUCCUCAACCUUCUUACCGAAUAAGUCUUUGCUAGAUUCAUUGAUUAACAUAUCCAAUGAAGCUAGCUCAAUGGAGAAGUUUCCAUUUCUACAUGCAAGGAAUGUCACAUCCAUGAUAAGGAGGAUCAAGGUUCUUUCUUCUUUGUUUGAAGAGAUUCAAGUAUCAGAUACUCCACUUCCUCCUUCUUCAAUCCUGUGUUUCACUGAGUUCUUUUCUUUGAUCACAAAAGUCAAGCUUUUGAUCCAAGAAUGCAAGGAUGGAAGCAAUCUCUGGGGUCUAAUACAGUUAGAGUUCAUCUCCAACCAGUUUUAUGUGCUGGCAAAGGAAAUGGGAAGGGUCCUUGAUAUCCUUCCUGUGAGUUUGCUUAACAUAACAACAGAUAUGAGGGAACAACUAGAGAUUCUGCAUAAACAGACAAAGAAGAUUGAGUUGUUCAUUGAUCCUAGAGAUCUUCAAAGAAGAGAUCAGCUCCUACAAGUGAUGGCCAACAAAAGUUUACCACACAACAAGAGCAAAGGCUUCAUUGAUUUGAGGAAAUUGGAAGAGAUAUUAAGCAGCAUUGGUUUCAGAAGUCCUUCAGAUUAUGAUAGAGAAAUAUCAAAGCUAGAGGCUGAAGCUCAGAAUCAAGCAGGCACAGGAGGACUAAUGGUGGUCUCUAAUAUAAACAACCUCUUAUGUGUGGUUUCACAUGCCAAAUCAAUGUUUUUCGAAGAUGGAGAAAGUAAAAAAGAUGAAAGAAACUGCAAGAAACUAUCUGAAUUUCUGUAUGUUAAAAUCCAUGAUAGUUCCUCAUCUUCUCAGUCCAUGACAGUUGAUAUUCCUGACGAAUUUCGUUGCUCAAUUUCACUUCAACUAAUGAGAGACCCUGUGAUUUUAUCAUCUGGGCACACUUAUGAUCGAAAUUCUAUUGCAAAGUGGAUAAACUCAGGGCACCAUACUUGCCCCAAGAGUGGACAAAGGUUAAUUCACACAGCUCUAAUACCCAAUUUUGCAUUGAAGAGUCUUAUACAACAAUGGUGCCAAGAAAACAAGGUCCCAGUAAACGAUCCUACUUCUUUGCUUUCAGAGGGAAACAACAGCAAGAAGAACCUGAAUGAGAAUGCUGUUGAUCAGGUUUCUACAAACCAGGGAUCUACAGAUUCUGUCAAAAUGACAGCAGAGUUUCUUGUUGGGAAAUUGGCAACUGGCUCAGCUGACAUCCAAAUGAAAGCAGCAUAUGAGCUUCGGCUACUCGCAAAAUCCGGCAUGAAUAACAGAAGAAUUAUAGCUGAGGCUGGGGCUAUUCCGUUUCUAGUGACGCUACUAGGUUCCAAUGAUUCAAGAAUCCAGGAAAAUGCAGUCACAGCUUUGCUAAACCUUUCGAUCUUCGACAACAACAAGAUCUUGAUAAUGGCAGCUGGAGCAGUAGAAAAUAUAAUAGGAGUGCUGGAAUCAGGGAAGAGCAUGGAAGCAAGAGAAAAUGCAGCAGCAGCAAUCUUCAGCCUUUCCAUGGUAGAUGAAUGUAAAGUAACAAUUGGAACUCAUCCAAGGGCCAUACCUGCUUUAAUUGGACUCCUUAAAGAAGGAACUGCUACAGGGAAAAGAGAUGCAGCUACUGCACUUUUCAAUCUUGCAGUUUACAAGCACAACAAGGCAAGUAUUGUUCAUGCUGGGGCAGUUACUUUGCUGAUUGAGUUGCUGAUGGAUGACAAAGCUGGCAUAACGGAUGAUGCUUUGGCAGUGCUUGCUUUGCUUCUGGGUUGCUCUCAAGGUCUAGAAGAGAUAAGGAACAGCAAAGAACUGGUCCCUCUUCUUGUUGAUCUUCUGAGAAUUGGAUCAGCCAGAGGGAAGGAAAAUUCAAUAACUCUGUUGCUGGGGUUGUGCAAAGAAGAAGGAGAGCUUGUGGCGAGCCGUCUCUUGGCGAAUCCAAGGAGUGUUCCUUCUCUUCAAAGCUUGGCUGCUGUUGGUUCCUUGAGAGCUCAAAGAAAGGCUGAUGCAUUGCUUCGCUUGCUCAAUCGGUGCUGCUCACAACCUCAUCAUUCUCUUUGAUAGCAAUAGCAAGAUGCAGAGCUGAAUAUUUUGUGAAUGGUACACAUGACAAAUUAUGUUAAUUGAUGGUUGUAAUUUGAUGUCAAAAUCUUGGAGCUUUAUCCCAAUAAACUGCGUAUCGAAUGGUUGCAACUGAUGUUUGCUUCCAAAGAGAGGGAAGGGAUCUUUGGAAAAUGCAUUUUUAUGAUUCAUUA